CUGUCCAGAGGUUCCGCAAAUCAAUGUCUUUCUGGAAAAAGUGGAGAAUCUCUUCCAGCAGUAUUCGAGAGCAAUGUGCAGGAAGCCAUCGACAGUUAUACUUGUGAAACGCUUUCAUCACUUUCAACUAGUGGUCGUACAACACCCACAGAGUUGAAUAAUUCUUGGUCUGGAAUAAAGAGCUAUACUACUGGUUUGUCUACUGAAAGAAGUUCAGUUUACUCCUGGAGGGAUGAUGAAUUUGAUAAAGCCAACACACAGAGAGUGCAUCAGUUAUUUUGGGAGAUUGAUGAAAUGCUGUUCGAAGGAAAAGUGACCUCCCAAACUCAGAGCCUGCAGGCAGAAUGUACAGACUGGGUUGAACGAUUUCCUCAUCUAAGGGUUCUAGGAAAGCAGGUCCUAUUGCCGAAGGAUGAAGGCUUUCAGCAUUUUCAGAGCAGAAGUGAUACCUCUGUGGAUACUAAGUGCUUACCUGGCCUCCAUGAAUGUACUAGUAAUAUAAAAGAGCUCUGCAUUUCAGGCUCUAAACUGAUCCCAACAGCAUCUCCAAUACAUAAAUCACUAGAUUCAAGUUCCACUAGGAUUUCUGCCUCUGACUCAUCUGUGUAUUCAUUCCUGGAAGAAGAAAUCUAUGAUGUGGAUGGAAAAAUAGAAGAAUAUCUUGCCUUUGACAACAAGGAGCUUGAUGAUGAGAGUUGGGAACAAAAGAAAAUGCGUCUCGCUGAGAAGAGGAGUAAGCGUGGCAUUCCCCCUGUUUCUCCCAAUGCCUGUAUCAAAGAUGCCGUGGCUUCUGAAAUAUUUGAUUGUAUCUGGAGCAAUGUAACUGGAAUAUUGGAGGAACUGAUUAAAAAAAAUUGGGAAACUAGUAUCACAGAGGGUGACAAACAGGUGGAAAAACUGAAAGCUGUUAGAGCAAAACUGCCACAUUUGCCAGUUGUUCGUAUUACAGCAGAUGCUGGGAGCGUUCCUCUUUCCAGAGGCUCUGAAGCACGAAGUGUAUCUUUCGGGUCUCAUUUCGUUUCCUCACAGGUUCACCGUUUCUGCAGCAACUUCUGUAGUGAUUUGAAUGGUGUGAUGACAAUUCAAGCAAAACCUCUCCAACAGAGGCAUGUUGCCACAGUAGAAAAAAUACUGAAUGAGGAAGAAGACAAACAGCGUAGCAUUGGCUCCAGUGCUCCAAAUUCAGUGCACGCUAGGUUGGGGAGAAUUGCUGAUAACAGUGUUCUCUCAUCAUCUCGGGUACUGCUGGCAUCUUCUAGGAAGCUACCAAGCCAUCGUAGGUUACCUUCUCUCACUUCUGACCAACUCUUCUCAAAAGCUCCUAAUAUGUACAAUGAUGAAAUCCUUAGGGGGACUAAAUUGGGUGCCAGCUCGGAUCGUUUAUCUUCUGCUCAUGCACCUACAACCCGGAACAAGUUACCACCAAUAAACUCAGAAGCUGUUGAACAAUAUCUUUCAGUACCUCGAUUGCAACAGAGCUCUCAUCGAGGUCGAUAUGCUCAUAGCAGAGUGUCAAGUGCAGUGCCUGGCAGUACAGAGCAACGGCCACUCAGAGAAAGAACUAUUAUUAUUGAUCAAUUUUCAAGGCCCAACACAACUCAUACAUUCAGGACAGAUACACCUCAGAAAAGAUCAUUGACUCCCAUGGAUUUUGCUAACCACAAAGGGACAGGUCAAGGAUUUUUAAUAGACGUUGACAAAAUGCAGAGAAACGAUGGCAAAAUGUGGCAUUUCACGGCAACCGAGAUCUUACGUUAUGGACUAAAUAAAAAGAUGUAUAUGCACCGAUUUGGUUCUGGCCAUGAUAAAACAGCAGCUGCUGUGAACUGGGCCCUGUACUUACUUGGACAUAGUCCUGAAGCCCAGAAGAAGGUUCACAGAGAACUGGAUGAGGUGUUUGGAGGAUAUCAAGUACCAAAAGGCACAAAUAUUCUUGUCAUAACUUACGCCCUGCACAGAGACCCCGAGAUCUUCCCUGAUCUGGAGGAGUUCAGGCCUGAGCGAUUCUUCCCUGAAAAUU
This is a messenger RNA of Fulmarus glacialis (Northern fulmar), 2020 nucleotides long. RefSeq names its product family with sequence similarity 149, member A (gene FAM149A). The record is from RefSeq and is a predicted model, not a curated record. Gene Ontology annotation, molecular function: monooxygenase activity; iron ion binding; oxidoreductase activity, acting on paired donors, with incorporation or reduction of molecular oxygen. The annotation marks the transcript as partial. The transcript has 15 exons. NCBI's taxonomy places the organism in Eukaryota, Metazoa, Chordata, Aves, Procellariiformes, Procellariidae.